UAAAAGCAAGAUACAAAGCUGGCCAAACAACACAAACCACAAACCCCCACUCACGGUGAGUGACUCUCUCUGUAGAAUAAGCACGAUAGGGUUUCUUCCUCAAAGCAAGCCGAUGGAAAAUUGCGUCUCUCUGGCUCGUAAGUCUUGAUUUGGAUUUGUGCACCCUCUUCGAAUUUGGGGACCAAGAAGAGCUCCUCUGCAAUACCAAUCGAUAAGCCUCUCUGACUAAUAUUCGGUGAGAAAUGACCAAUGAAGCUGGUGGAAAUAGUUAUGAAGAUGCUCGCAACCAGAACAUUUUAAAUAACAAAAGAAAGCUGGAGGAGAUGGGGAUCUUAUCAUUGAGUAAAAAGUCUAUCCGAAAAAAACCAGUGAAUAGGGCUGGCAAAAUUGUUAGACCAAGAACUAGAGCAACUAGAAGUUUACAGGAUAUUGAAAUAGAAGAUCUGGUUGAAGGAGACACACCAACUAUGCCUGUCAAACCUCCUAUGAAUCUCCGCAAGAGAUCUCGCACAUAUAACGUUUUGUGUGAAAACGACAAUGAUGACAUUUUACUGGAAGAAGUCUGUGUGCGAAAUGGCAUUUCUCAAGAGCAACUAGGAAGUGAAGCUGAAAUUUUUCGAAAAGGGCGCGGACCAGCAAAGGGGCUUCAAACAAAGAAUGGUAAUAAACUUGAAGUCGAGUGGAAUGAGUAUUUGCAACCAGUGGGUGAGAACAAAAGCAAACUUGCAUCUUAUUUGGGAACCUUGGCACGUAAUGGAGUGAGACUACCUCUUUCAUUUGAUACAUGGAAAAAAGUUCCUCAAAGUAUGAAGGAUUUUAUUUGGAAAGAAGUGCAGAGCAAUGUUGUUGCCCCAGUUGCUUAUAAAAAAAUCUGUUUGCAAUCUAUUUCUGCACAAUGGCGUGAUUGGAAGUCUCGCGUGAAGGAGGAUUACUUUGAUAUUAAUAAAACAAAAGAAGAGAAUUUGUCUGCAACUCCCAGCCUCAUUACAGAUCAAGAAUGGGAAUUUCUUGUUGAAAAGUGGCACACACCAAUAGAACAGGAAAAUGCUGCCAAAAAUCAACGCAAUCGAACUUUUGUGGGUCCUCCACAUCGUACUGGAAGGAAGUCAUGCGCUGAUAUACGUUACGAGAUGGAGCAAGCUGGAAAAUCGACUGAUAAAUUGAGUGUCUACCUUGAAAUGAGGGUGAAUAAAGAUGGCAUGAUAAAAGAUCACCAAACACUUGAACAAAUUAAAGCAUUUGAUGAGCGAUUAGAUGAGCUAAAUGAGGAUGAGCGUGACUGUGUAGAAAAAAGAAAUGAAAUAUUUGAUGAAAUUAUGGGACCUGAAAGCCAUGGACGCUGCCGCACAAUGGGAACUGGACCAACCAAAUCUCAAAUAAAUAGCAAGAUGAGAGAGGAUGAAUCACUUGGCAACAAGGAGCAACUUAAGAAAGAACUAAUGGAAGAGGUCAAACAUCAUUAUGAGCCUAUAAUUGCUGAAUUAAACUCCAGAAUUGAUGACUUGACGGCCAAAUUGGAUGCCUCAAAAGAACAAGUAUUGGAGCAGCCAUGAUGGUCAUUCCAAAUUAUCAAUGAAACAUAUUUUGGGUGAAGUUGAAGGGAACAUGUCAUCCAAGAAUUUUUGAUUUACCAUGUACUUGACUUGCAAAAUACUCAUACUAAUUUUGGGCAAAAUACUCAUACUAAUUUUGGGGUAGUAGAUACAUUUUACUCGUACCCAAAACCUUUGUUCUACAUUUUCCCAUAUGUUAUGAAAUUACGUUUUGUUGAAUGACUUGGUUAUCAUUUUGAAGCAUAUGUG
Molecule: messenger RNA, 1802 nt
Organism: Cuscuta epithymum
Lineage: Eukaryota; Viridiplantae; Streptophyta; Magnoliopsida; Solanales; Convolvulaceae
Source: the annotation of a GenBank genome assembly